AUGGCACCGUCUUUCACUUCUCGUCCUCGCUCUGGCGACUCUCGUCCCGUCAGUCGCGACGAAGAAAACCUCAUCAUCCCUAACCGCACGUCUUCGUUGCACUCCCGCAUCGCGCAGCCCAUGCCCGGAGCGAUGAAUCAACCGAAGCCAGGACAGCGUGCGCCGAAGACCUUGACUCAUGCCUAUAUGGUAUGCGGUGUUGGUCGCGAACCAUCGCAAUGGGUCAAGGCCCCUGUGCCGCCGCAAGGCAAGAUUGGGCAUAUGAAGGGUGCUGUUGGACAGUUCUGGUUGCCGGAGAUUCUCGGCAGCAGCCCAAGACUUGAACAAGACAACGAGAUCGCGAGAUCGUUGCAUUCUGCCAUGAGGGCGUGUUUCCCUCACGACGUCGAAAUCUGCACCGGCAGCAGCCAACCACAUUGCGUCCACCAUGCAUUCGUCCUCCAGCAAGACUCCUCGCAUACACUUUAUGGCAUUGCUCUCCGCGUCUGGUCUCGCGCCGAUGAGAAGCGAGCUGAUACGAUCCGUGAUCUGCGCAAACGCACCGAGCCAGACUACUACGAUACGCCUGGCGAGACAUACUGGAUCCCGUACUGCCUGAGCUUCCUGUCGCGUUAUCCUCUAUACAACCUGCUCGGCGAUUAUCUGCGUGGUAUGUGGAUCCACUGGAACAAGGCUACGAACCUAUUCCACGCGGAAGAAGUGUCGCGCAUUCUGAGCUUCCCGGCUCCAAGACUGAAUGACUUGGUGCGCAUCGAUAUGAAGGACUACGCGCUAUGCUACCAGUUCCCAUCGUCCCCAACUGGCUUCCAGAACUUCGCCAUGUGGCCUCUGUUCUGCUGCUUGUCGAUCCCCAACAUCGUAGGUGUGCUAGAGGCCGCCGUGUCUCCAACACGCCGGCUGAUUUUAAUAUCACACUACCCGGCCAUGCUCACAGUCGCCGCCGAGACCGUGCGCUACAUGGUUCGUGUGUACGAAUGGAGUGGGCUGUACGUCCCAGUUGUGCACGCACGCCAUGUCAAGGAGCUUGUCCAGGAGCCUGGCCCCUACAUUAUUGGCGUGACUGCGGAGUGUAGAACACUUUUCACGGCGCCGUCUGAUGCACUCGUUGUCGAUCUGGACCGCAACUUCGUGCUUACAUCCAGCCCACCCACGGCAUGGUCUGCCAAGCAACGUCAGAAGCUCAUCAGCCGUAUGACCGACUCGCUCAACGGCGAUGUUUCCCCAUCUGGCGUUCCACAACAUCUCCGCUCUGCUUACGGGGGCGGCAAGCUCAUUCCAGCUGGCCAAAUCAUCGUCAUGCGUGGUGAGGUUGAGAGUGUCCAAGAUCCUGGUUGGUGGAAUCAGGAAGCCAUGAUGAAGGUCAUGGACCACGCCUGCGAGAAGUUGGGUAAAAAUACAGGCGUCAAAGCCGUUUUUGGCGGGGCUCAGAAGAAGCCUCUCAUGACCAAGGUAUCGAUGCGUCACCUCAAUGAGAUUGUGCGCGAGCGAAACCAGUACUCUCGCGAUGCUAUGGAGGCGUGGCAGGAUUUCAUCAACCUCAAGGGCCGUAUGGACACCGAGCUCACCAAGGUUUCGAAGCGCAACAACUUCUUGGUCGAAGAGCUUGAAAGCUGGAAGCAGCAAUUCUUGAAGUUCCAGGCAUUUGCUGAGCAGCUGACCAAGGAGACCAACGAGCUGAAAAUCAAGAUCGAAGGCCACAAGCGCGAGAACCGUAGACUCACGAGCCUGAUCGACCAACAGAAGGACGAUUCUGCCAGGCUUACUGUCCGUCUUGGUGGUACCGAGAAGCAAAGAGAUGAUGCUCUUGAGGCGCUUGUACUGCAGCAGGAUAUUGCAGAAGAGCUGGAGAGGGAGCGUAAGAGGAACAAAAAGGAUCUGGGUGCUCUGCAGCACACGAACACUACGCUCUUGCGACAACGCGAUGAGGCACAACGCGUGGUGCUGCAUCUCCGCGCGCUUAUCGAUGGCCAGGCACACCACAUGGAGCACAUUGUGAAGACGCUCAACGACUCUCCCAAUGGCGCAGUGUUCGCAGAAGGUGAAGAGGAUGCGCCAGUCGAGUCAACGGCCGUCCCCGAGAAGGCUGAGAAGGACAAAUCAGAGGUUGGGACAAUCCGUGGCGUCGGUGGCAUUGAGUCUGCUGCCUCCUCCCGUUCAAGCACAAGGCAGUCAAGCCGUCUCGACGAACGCGCAUCCACUGCCAUGGAGACCAGACUUCUCAGCAGUGCUGCUCGCAAGCGCUUCUCCGAGAUGAGCAUGACCGAUGUCGCUGAUCGUCACCUCCGUGACAAGACUGAUGCCAUUGCGUACAUCAUCCGCAACAUCUCCGAGCAGUGCGCCGCUGCCGUGGAAGGCCUUGACCUGGCUCGUCGUGCUGACAGCGUCAGCACAGAGGGUGCUGAGGACGAGCGAUCAGAGUCUGGCCGCAAGAGGCGUGGCAAGCGUGCCAUGCGGAGCUCAUUGGCCCCACAGUCCGAGGACGGUGAAGCCGAGCAGCAGUCGAACGGAUCUGAGUCCGAGUACGGUGAUGCGCAAAGUGAGAGCACUGGCUACCUUCACCCCAGCAAGCGCGGCUCGCAUGUCCCUCCUACACCAGAUCUCGUGCAUGAUAGAAGCUCUACCAGCAUGAGUGUUGGCAGUGAGAGCACAGCGGCGACCCCUCAGCGCCAUAGCCUGCAAACGCAUUACAAAAGCCAGGAAGACAUCCCAGAGAUGCCCACUCGCAUUGCCGAAGACGAUGCCAGCCAGCCAGACGAGCUUCAGGAACCAGUCACCAAGUUCAGCCCACACGGCCUCGAGCACCGCCGCAGCAACCAGCCGCUUCGUAAUGUCUAG
Molecule: messenger RNA, 2835 nt
Organism: Recurvomyces mirabilis
Lineage: Eukaryota; Fungi; Ascomycota; Dothideomycetes; Mycosphaerellales; Teratosphaeriaceae
Exons: 3
Coding region: 1-2835 (944 amino acids)
Biological process (GO): regulation of Rab protein signal transduction
Cellular component (GO): cytoplasmic vesicle
Source: RefSeq, a predicted model, not a curated record